This is a messenger RNA of Aedes albopictus (Asian tiger mosquito), 5364 nucleotides long. RefSeq lists its product as uncharacterized. Lineage: Eukaryota; Metazoa; Arthropoda; Insecta; Diptera; Culicidae. Gene Ontology annotation, molecular function: nucleic acid binding; zinc ion binding. The coding region runs from base 1 to 5364 and encodes 1787 amino acids. The transcript has 4 exons. The record is from RefSeq and is a predicted model, not a curated record. Gene Ontology annotation, biological process: DNA integration.
AUGCCGGACAAAAAAGUGGAGAAGAAACUGGCCGAUUUGGGAAUCGUGCGAAAGGCCCUGCUCAUGACGUGCAACAGUGUUGAACAAUUUGUGACGAAUUUCGACGCAGAUCGUGAUAGUUGCCAGAUUCCGGUACGGCUCGAAAAUCUGGACAGAGUGUACCGGGAUUUCCUCAAAGUGCAAGGUGAAAUUGAGAAGCAUGAUGCGGCAGAGCGCCUAGAAGAGCAUCUGUCGGAAAGAGUGGUUUUUGAAGGUCGUUAUUGUGCGGCGAAAGGUUUUCUGUUGUCCAAUCGAGCAGUAGACCUGAACCAAACUGUGCUCAACGCGACGGUCCAUCAACCAGAAGCACCAGUUCACGGCACUUUCCAUCUUAGGCUGCCACAGAUAGAUCUGCCCAAGUUUUCCGGGGAUUUCUCGAAGUGGCUAUCCUUUCGGGACACCUACGCAUCGAUGGUGCACUCGAAUGCAGACAUUCCUACUAUUGCGAAACUGCAGUACCUGAUCCAGUCCCUCGAAGGCGAGGCACGAAAGCCGUUCGAGAGCGUAGACAUCGAGGCCGAUAACUACGCUGCCGUGUGGGACGCUCUACUAAAAAGUAUUUACGACCUCCCGGCGGUCAAAAAAGAGUCCGCCGACAGCCUCCAGGAGCUUGUAGACGAGUUUCAGCGGCAUGUGAAGGCUCUCGCAAAGCUGAACGAACCCGUCCAACACUGGGACACUCCUCUAGUCAACCUAUUGUCCUACAAGCUUGAUCCAUCAACCCUCCGAGCGUGGGAGGAAAAGACCAGCCAAGAAGAAGACGUCAAAUAUAACGAUCUUGUCGAGUUCCUGUAUCAGCGAGUACGGAUCCUGAAGUCCGUGGCAUCCGACAUCUCCCAGCGUUUCCCAGCCGGUUCCAGCAAAGCCAACGUGGUUGCUUCCGAUGCCAAGCCGAAUGCCCCAUCCUGCUUCGCCUGUUCCGACCGGCAUUUUCUGUUCCAGUGCCAAUCGUUCGCCAAGAUGCCCGUCAGCCAGAGAAGAGAUCUGGUUUCCCAGCGCAAGCUAUGCUGGAACUGUUUCCGAACCGGUCACCAAGCCAGAAGUUGCACCUCGAAGUUCUCCUGCCGUUCCUGUCGCGAUCGGCACCAUACGUUGCUCCACGAUCCAUCCCAGCCUGGUAAAAGUUCGUCCGCCCCAGCUAUGAUGUCGAAAUCCCACGAAGCGCUGUCUGUUCCAUCCACUACGGCCCCAGGACCGGCUUCCACCUCCCAACAAGUAAGCAUGUCGGUUCAAUCCCAGGCCAGUACCGUUCUCCUCCAGACAGUCGCUCUUCACGUCGUCGAUGUUCAUGGCAAGUCAUUUGAAGCCAGAGCUCUGUUAGAUUCCGGGUCGAUGUCGAAUUUCAUCUCGUCGGAGCUGGCUAAUCUGCUUGCUAUUCCCCAAUCCGAGGCCGAUGUGUCCGUUGCCGGAAUCGGCCAGUCCCAUUGUAAGUUGAAGCGAGCAGUGAGCGCCACAGUCCGUUCCCGAAUUGGAUCGUUUUCCACCCAGCUCCGAUUCCUAGUCAUCGACCACCCUACUACCAACUUGCCCACCAUCCACGUCAAGCUUUCGUCUUGGAAGCUUCCAAAGGUCGAGUUAGCCGAUCCGCAAUUCCAUGUUCCGAACAAAAUCGACCUCGUCAUCGGCGGUGAAGUCUACUGGGACCUGCACACUGGCAAGAAGCUUUCUCUAGGACGUGGCCUACCGUAUCUCAUCGAAACGCGCUUCGGUUGGACUUUAUGUGGUUCGACUUCCCAAGAUUCCACGGAUUCGGUAGCCUGUCAGCUGUCUAGCACUGAUGCCCUGCUAGAUUCCACUCUCCAACGUUUUUGGGAGAUCGAAACAAUUCCCAAACAAUCCGUUCACUCCACGACCGAGAAGGCUUGCGAGGAGUUUUAUGCUGCAACCACGUCCAGAGAUCCAGCGGGACGAUACGUCGUCCGCCUUCCCAGAACAGACAAUCCGGAGAUCGUUUUGGGAGAUUCCGAAUCCAUUGCCGAUCGCCGAUUCCUCGGUUUAGAACGCCGCCUCGAACGAGACUCCAAUGUAAAAUCCGCCUAUCACCAGUUCAUGGAGGAAUACGAGCGCCUUGGGCAUAUGAAGCGGCUCGACGAACCGGUAGACAACACUAUUCCGCACUGCUACCUUCCGCAUCACCCCGUCUUUAAAUUGUCGAGCACCACCACGAAGACGAGGGUAGUAUUUGACGCCUCAUGUAAAACGACAUCGGGCCACUCCCUCAACGACACCCUCCUCGUCGGUCCGGUCGUACAAGAUGAUCUGCUAGCUCUCGUUAUUCGGUUCUGCUUCCACCGCAUCGCCCUGCAUGGUGACAUCGAGAAAAUGUACCGGCAAGUUCGCCUCCACGACGACGACCAACCCCUCCAGCGGAUCAAAUGGCGCAGUGAUGCGUCCCAGCCCAUAGCCUCGUACCAGCUGCAGACCGUUACUUACGGCACAGCUUCCGCCCCCUAUCUCGCCACGAAAACUCUCCAAAAAUUGGCGAGUGAUGCGGGCAACCAGUUCCCCUCCGCUGCAGAGCCAGUCUCCAAGGAUUUUUACGUCGACGAUUUCCUGUCCGGCGCCGACGACGUCGAGUCCGCCAUCCGCAUUCGACGAGAAGUUUCCGCUAUGUUGGACUCUGCAGGACUGCCAAUGAAGAAGUGGGCUUCGAACUCCGUCGAAGUACUGGAAGACAUCCCUCCCGAAGACCGAUCAGUACAGCCGUGGCAUGACCUCCAAGAUCCGCAGUCCGUUAGCACGCUUGGGCUUAUUUGGGAACCGGAAGGCGACAUAUUUCGAUUCAAGGUCCAGUUACCCCUUCCAGCUCCCGUUCUCACCAAGCGCAAGGUUAUGUCCUACGUAGCCCAAAUCUUUGACCCGCUGGGGCUAGUGGGACCCACCGUCACCAAGGCAAAGCUGUUCAUGCAACGGUUAUGGGCGUUAAAAACUCCCAACAACGAGCGCUACGAAUGGGAUCAACCGCUACCUCCGAAGCUGCAACAAGAGUGGAAAGAGUUCCACACGACCAUUGAUCUCCUCCGUGAAGUCAGAGUCCCACGAUUUGCUUCCGUCAGCGACGCAGUCAGUAUCGAGCUUCACUUUUUUGCUGAUGCGUCCGACAAGGCCUACGGGACGUGUUGCUACGUCCGCGCCCAAUCCGCCCAUGAAGUGCGCGUGAAACUCCUAGUCUCGAAGUCGAAACUUUCACCCCUCGCUGCCCGCCAUACUAUAGCAAGACUGGAGCUGUGCGCAGCCCAUCUCUCCACGCAGUUGUACCAGAAAGUCGCUUCGGCACUCAAGACCGUCCCACCCGCCUAUUUUUGGUCAGAUUCCACUACAGUAAUCCAGUGGCUUCGAUCAUCCCCCGGACGUUGGAAAACGUUCGUAGCCAACCGUGUGAGCCAAAUUCAAGCAGCCACUCCUAUCGACAAGUGGAACCACGUAGCAGGUGCGGACAAUCCUGCUGACGACAUUUCCCGAGGAUUGGACCCGUCCGAUCUACUCACCAAAGAAAGAUGGUGGACUGGCCCGGCGUGGCUGAAGCUUUCUCCAGAACAAUGGCCAGCCGGAGCUCUUCCUGCCGCAGAACCUCCAGAAUUCGUCCAAGAAGUCCGUAAAGCUCCAGUAGUCGCCAUGACAUCCGUCCAGAUCACGUUCGCCGAAGAGUUGUUCUCCAGGUAUUCCAGUUUUUCCAAACUCCGCCGUACCGUUGCAUGGUGCUUACGUUACCUCCAAACCCUCCGAGACCGUGCAAUCACCCGCCGGCGAGACCAAACGAGUCUGGUUGCACCCCGAAACCAAUCAACGCCCCCUCAGCCACUCAACUCCGAUGAGCUCCACUCCGCUGAUCGAAUCAUUGUUCGUUUGGCACAACGCGAAAGUUUCCCCAAUGAGCACUCCGAUCUGUCCGCUGGUGUGCUCGUAUCCAAAUCCAGUCCGUUGAAGUGGUUGAAGGCCUACGUCGAUGAGUUCGGAUUGAUCCGCGUUGGUGGACGCCUCAGCAAUGCCGAACUACCCGAAAGCGCCAAGCACCCCAUCGUCCUCAGUGCCAAGCAUCCGUUGGCCAGACUAGUCACCGUCCAAUGUCACAGAACUCUGCUCCACGCUGGUCCACAACUCAUGCUGGCGAGUCUUCGCCAGAGAUUCUGGAUCCUGGGCGGACGAAACCUAACUAGAAGCGUUUACCACCAGUGUAUAACCUGCUUUCGAAGCAAACCGGAGCUAAUCCAGCAAUCCGUCGCUGAUCUGCCAUCUUCUCGCGUUUCUCCAACGCGCCCGUUCUCCGUCUGUGGCGUAGAUUACUGCGGACCGCUUUACGUCAAGUCACCGGUCAGGAAGCGUGGUCCAACGAAAGUGUAUGUGGCCAUCUUCAUCUGCUUUUCCACACGGGCCGUCCAUAUCGAGCUCGUGAGUGAUCUGACAUCCGCGGCAUUCCUUGCCGCACUGCGCCGCCUGGUGGCUCGAAGGGGGAAGAUUUCCGAGCUCCACUCCGACAAUGCGACCACCUUCAAGGGAGCAUCACACGCCCUUCAUCGAGUGUACCGUAUGCUGAAGCUGGACGAAACAGAUCGAAACCAAAUCCUCUCGUGGUGCGCUGACAACGAAAUCCGCUGGAAUUUUAUCCCGCCUCGCGCCCCCCAUUUCGGAGGUCUCUGGGAGGCCGCGGUGAAGUCCGCGAAGACCCACCUCCUCAAGGAAAUCGGCAACUCCAGUUUGUCGUACGAGGACAUGCUCACCUUGCUCGCUCAGGUAGAAAUGUGCCUCAACUCCCGUCCUGUCACACCACUAUCGUCGGAACCGUCAGACCUGGAAGCCCUGACGCCUGGUCACUUCCUGGUGGGUUCCAAUCUCCAAGCUGUUCCCGAAAAAACGUUAAUUGACGUCCCCGAAAACCGGCUCGACCAUUUCGAGCAAACCCAGCGCCACCUCCAACGAAUCUGGGCACGAUGGUACCCGGAAUACCUGCAGCAGUUGCAGUCCAGGGCUGUUCAAGGCGGCAAACUAUCGACUGUCAUCAAACCUGGACAACUCGUCGUGGUCAAAGAAGACUGCCUUCCGCCCGCUCAAUGGCCCCUCGGCAAAAUUGUCAAGGUCCAUCCAGGGAAGGACGGCAUCGUCAGAGUGGUCACACUGAAGACUGCUUCUUCGGACAACGUCAUGCGGCCCGUCGCACGGAUUGCCCUGCUGCCCAUCAGAACCGAUACAAGUCAUCGCACUCUAUCUCUGCACACUGGUUACUCCGGCCGAGCACGUAUCAUCCAAGCUUCGAUCGUCAAUCCGCAACAACCCGACAAUCCGAUCGAAGAUGUCAACAGAGAGUCGAACCGAUCCUCUCCCGCCUGA